Molecule: messenger RNA, 2378 nt
Organism: Oryzias latipes (Japanese medaka)
Lineage: Eukaryota; Metazoa; Chordata; Actinopteri; Beloniformes; Adrianichthyidae
Gene: cyribb
Product: family with sequence similarity 49 member Bb
Biological process (GO): regulation of actin filament polymerization
Molecular function (GO): small GTPase binding
Source: RefSeq, a predicted model, not a curated record
UGGAUCUCUAAUGAUCUCAGGUUACGAACAGGUGUUUCGUGGAAACGCUGGAGCCUUUGAACAUGAGCUGAUGGGUAGAUUUUCUGUGCUCAUCAAACACUGAUCAGACAAAAUGAAAACGGUCAUACAUCUGAAAAGAGCCACCUUUUGAGAGGCUGACGGCUGCUGGAGGACUGUGACUGGGAGCCACCAGCCAGGCCGGGUUUCCCUGCUCCUGAUCGCUACAGCUCCACCGCUGGUUCCAUAUCAUGGGGAACCUUCUGAAAGUUCUGACGUGCACAGAUUUGGAACAGGAGCCCAACUUUUUCCUCGAUUUUGAAAAUGCACAGCCCACGGACGCAGAGCGAGAGGUGUGGGGGCAGGUGGACGCCGUGCUGAAGGACUCGGAGGGGAUCCUGGACGAGUUGCAGGCCUACAAAGGAGCCGGCCAGGAGAUCAGAGAGGCGAUCCAGAAUCCCAGCGACGAGGCGCUGCAGGAGCUGGCGUGGGCAGCGGUGGUCCCUUUGGUGUGGAAGCUGAAGAAGUUCUACGAGUUCUCCCAGAGAUUAGAAGCGGCGCUGCACAGCCUCCUGGGAGCUCUGACCAGCGAGACCUACAGCGACUCCACUCAGCACCUGGAGCGGGAGCAGGCGCUGGCCAAGCAGUUCGCCGAGAUCCUGGACUUCACUCUGCGCUUCGAUGAGCUCAAAAUGACAAAUCCUGCCAUCCAGAAUGACUUCAGCUACUACAGGAGAACCCUGAGUCGGAUGAGGAUCAACAACGUACCGGCCGAGCUGGAGAAUGAAGUGAACAACGAGCUGGCAAACCGGAUAUCUCUGUUCUACGCCGAUGCCACGCCCAUGCUGAAGACGCUGAGCGACGCCACAACCAAGUUUGUAUCGGAGAACAAGAACCUGCCCAUCGAGAACACGACAGACUGCCUAAGCACGAUGGCGAGCGUGUGUAAAGUCAUGUUGGAAACGCCGGAAUACCGCGGCCGCUUCAUCAACGAGAGCACAGUGUCCUUCUGCCUCAGGGUCAUGGUGGGGGUGAUCAUCCUGUACGACUACGUUCAUCCUGUCGGAGCAUUCGCCAAGUCCUCUAAAAUUGACAUGAAAGGCUGCAUCAAAGUUCUCAAAGAUCAGCCUCCAAACAGUGUGGAAGGCCUUCUCAACGCUCUCAGGUACACAACCAAGCAUCUGAACGAUGAAUCUACAAACAAGACGAUCAAGAGCAUGCUGCAGUGAGACGGCGCUGCGGCUGCUGCGGGGAAAACGCCACUCGCUGACCUGACUGAUGUCGCUGCACAGAAUGUCCUGUUUUUUUUUUUGUUUUUUUUAAAGGAAUGAACUGAAUACUUUAUUGGUUUUUCUUCAUAACUAUCUGGACAGAAAAACCACAAUUAGGAACAAAAAUCUUGGUGACAAUCCUUCAUUUAGUUGUCGCUGUCGUCAUCCUCUCCCUCACCUCUGGCGGCUGGUCGAGCCACCGCUGAUGGGCCGGGUUCAUUGUCUGGGUCCACUUGGUCACCUCCCUGUCCUCUCACGACCGCAUCGGCAUGUGCUCUCAUGCUGGCAAGAGGAAUGCCAUGUUGGGAUGCCUUCUUGCAACCUCAGUGAACCCGGAGAAGUCGUCAUGCUCAUCCUCUGUGACCUCAACAUCCAUGUCAGGCCCCUCACUCUUGGAGGCAUUAUAUGUGGUAAUCCGCUCUUACGAAGCGUAUCGUUCCCAUUGGAGACGAGCAGUUCUUUGGCAACCCACGCCACCAACAACGAGCCACGAACUGCCCCUAAAUCCCCCGCAAAUCCGGCAUAGAUGCGCCCACCAACUGCCAGUAGCCCAGCUCGAGCGGCUGCCCACUCAUCGGGAUAGGCCCAUCGUACAAGGUACCACGGACAGUCAGCACGCUGAUGUCUUUCUGCAGACAUUAGUCGCCGUUGCGACUGGCGGCAAGACAAUGGCAGCACAUAUACACUGCGACUCGCCGAUCGGUUGGUCGGAUAGGUUGCCACUGCCACGAAGAAUGUGAUUCUAGCCUGGAGAUCUAUGUUGUCCGCCCACUGCCAGGUAUUUUUAUUUUAGGCUGCCUGGAUGACACCAUCCUGACUGGCUGGCAUGAGACCUAUGACAUCCGUGAACCACUAGAGGUUUCCGAAGUUUCGUGGGUCGGCCGUCAUCCGGAGUAAUUCAUCCCUGGCUUCCGCCUGAUUAUAACACUCGGCGAGCAUUUCGGCUAUAACCUGUCGAGCCAUAGCGAUAGAUCAUUGAAAGUCGGUCCCCUCUCUUGAAGAGACCCAGAUCUGGCAAAUUGCCAUGGCUUGGGCCAGGUGAUGAACACAGUCCCUACCGGUCAUCCUUUCGAGGGGAAAGGGCUCAAUGUCGCACCUUCUCAGAAUGCA